AUGCUGCGCCGCGUCCUCUGCUCGACGGCUCUCCGCGCGUCCGCCCGCUUGGCCCCGCGCUGCGUGCGGCCGACGUGCGUCCCGACCAUGCUCCACCGCGCGUGCAGCUCCAUGACGCCGCCCAGCGACGGGCCCAAGAUGAGCAGCAUCUUGAGCGCGCCGGGCAUGGAGUCGGAAGGCGACAAGUUUGUCAUGCUCUACACGUGCACGGUGUGCGAUACGCGCGCGGCCAAGACCAUCAGCAAGCAAGCGUACUACAACGGCGUCGUGCUCGUGCGCUGCCCCAAGUGCGAGAACCUCCACUUGAUCGCGGAUCGCUUGGGGUGGUUCGAAGACGACUCGUACGACGUCGAGGGCGUUCUGAAGGCAAAGGGCAGCCAAGCCAAGAUCGUGACGGGCGACGACAUCCUCGAGCUCACCGAGGCCGACAUCCUCGGGUCGGGCGCCAAGAUCCUCGUCGACGAUGAUGAACCGCCCAGUACGCCAUCGUCGUAG
Messenger RNA from Saprolegnia diclina VS20, 495 nucleotides. RefSeq lists its product as hypothetical. The record is from RefSeq and is a predicted model, not a curated record. Gene Ontology annotation, cellular component: mitochondrion. Gene Ontology annotation, biological process: protein folding; protein import into mitochondrial matrix; protein stabilization. The transcript has 2 exons. Gene Ontology annotation, molecular function: zinc ion binding; protein-folding chaperone binding. Bases 1 to 495 code for a protein of 164 amino acids. NCBI's taxonomy places the organism in Eukaryota, Oomycota, Saprolegniomycetes, Saprolegniales, Saprolegniaceae.